Linum trigynum is the source of this 2564-nucleotide messenger RNA. Lineage: Eukaryota; Viridiplantae; Streptophyta; Magnoliopsida; Malpighiales; Linaceae. The record is from the annotation of a GenBank genome assembly.
AACCCCCAGUAGAGGUGGCAAAAAUAUCCGAUAGAUUCUACAUCGCUACGGAUUCUAUUGGCUCACCAUUGGGCCAAAUUGUGCUGCGUAUGCCAAGGGCUGCGAAGCUUGUCAAUGCCACAGCCCUGUUCAAAGAGCGCCGACGGUUGAUCUAAAAUCCAUAAUCAAACCAAGACCGUUUUAAGGAUGGGCAUGCAUUUGAGUGGUAUGAUAUACCCUCCAUCGUCAAAGAAACACAUUUUUAUAAUUUUGGCUACUUACUACUUCACCAAGUGGGUGGAAGCCAAGCGAUUGAAGGUGGCUAACCAAGAUGAAGCGAUUUCUUUCAUACAAGAACACAUCAUUCACCGAUUUGGUUUGUCGGCAACGAUAAUGGCAAACCAAAGAACUCUGUUCACCGGGGGGGGGGGGGAAGUUAUGGAGUUCGCGGCAGAAUGGGGGAUAAAGAUUAUCCAUUCCACGCCGUAUUAUGCACAAGCUGACGGGCAAGCGGAAGCAUCCAACAAGGUCAUGAAAAAUAUUUUGACAAAGAUGAUUGAGGAUAAUCCGCGACAAUGGCAUGGAAUUUUAUCAGAACCGAUGUGGCCAUACAGGAUGUCACCACGAAUCAGUACCAGAGUGUGUCCCUUCUCGUUAACUUACGGUCAUGAAGCAUUCCUUCCUGUGGAGGUGACCGUCACCUCACUCCGGUAUAUGAAGCAGCACGAGUUAACACCUCCGGAGUAUCAUGAAUCAAUGAUGCUUGAGCUCUGCGAUCUUGAUGAACUUCAACUCUGCGCCCUCGAUAAUGUUCAAGUACAGAAAGCAAGAGUGGCGAGAGCUUAGAACAAGAAGGUUCGACACAAAUCAUUUGAGGAGGGCGAGCUGGUUUGGAAAGCUCACUUGCCGAUUGGGCCGGGGAAAAAGAUCCCAAGUUUGGAAAAUGGUAACCGAAUUGGCGUGGACCAUUUGUUGUGCACUCAGUGCGCCCUAAUGGAGCAUACUUGCUGAAAGAUUUGGAUGGAGUGAUGCAUGCGCGUUUGAUAAAUGGCAAAUAUCUAAAGCCAUACGUGUCGUCCCUAUGGGACGCAGCUGGUCAGUAGUCUAACAAUGACGAUCAACCAGGUGCAAAGAGGAUGUUGUCUCGUCGGCUACCAAGCCUGCACAACGUGGUUGAGUAGUAUGAGAUUGGCAAAGUAUGCAACAAAUAUGCCAAUUUGCCAACUCUGUUACUAAUAUAAAAGGAAAAUUUUAAUGCCUGAAGGCAAGCGGUAGGGUCAACUUAAUCCCAGUCAGUGUGGUAUAAUACCAAAUUAAUUUUCUUUUCUUGGCUAAAAUGGUGAGCUUUGGUUGGCCAAUAUAGCCAAACUUGCGAUCUAAGUCGCAAGAUAAAACUGGCACAACAAUACCGUUUUAUUGUCAUUUUCUUGUCGGAGUGGCCAGGCGUAAUAUGGAAGGAACAAAAUUGUUGUGUGCGUCAAAGAGAAGAAAGAUUACUAUGUGAUGACAUGAUUUUUUAUCUAGGCCUACAAUGCGGAGGGCAAGGAUUAAUGUUGUUCUUUUGGGGCAAUGUUGUGGUUGGUUAGGAAGAGUAAGGGGUUUUUCCAAAAAUAAUAAAAUACGUGGCUAGAGAAGCAAAGCUGAAAAUUUUAGGUUUUGGAAGAGCAGCUUUGCGAUGGACUAAUAACAUUGUGUCAAUUUAAAAUUUCAACAUCAGUGAUUUAGGCUACUGAAAAUUGGCUGAUAAAAACACUACUUUGAGCAACCCUUCAGAGUGCAACGGGAAUGAAAGUCAGAUCUGCACUGGACGCCAAGCACAACAAUGCUGCGACCAUGGAGCGAGAGGCAAGAUUGCGAGUAAGCUUAAAAAAAAAGGUAACACAGUCGAUUUGGCACAAACAGUAUCGAUGCGAGGAGGAUCGAUAAACAGGUGCGUUGGCAAUCGAGAAACAUGUGCGUUGGUUUUUCCCUCUUUGUUGUUUUUCCUUGUCAUAACGAUGUUGGACAAAAGAAAUAAUAAUUCUAACAAGAAAAGUCGUACCUGUUUGUAGCAAAACGCUAGUGUUUUUGAAAAACAGUGGUGUGAGUGUUUGCCGCUCAACCUUACGAGAAAAGAGAGAAAAAAAAACAAGACAACAUUGUCGAGUCCGUAGUGUUGAGAAAGGAAGAGAGUACAACGCUGCUGUGAAGCACACCACAACGGGUAAAUAUGUAUUUUAAAAAUGUUAUUUUCUUCUAAUUGGCCGCAAAAUUGCUGGGCAAAGAACAGAUUUAGUUGUCCUCGUGGGAAAAGGAAUAGGAUUUGGCUCUGCAAUAUGGCAAGGAAAGCCAUGCAGGUUUGCAAGUCCGCCAAACGAAUGAAAAAAAAGCGGUCGUAGGAGUGAGGAACGGAGUCGUUCGGGUGAAACCACGUUGUCUGUGUAGUGGUUUUAGCGGUGCUGUUUAAAAAUGAUAUAGUAAAAAAAAGGAGAAGAGAUUUUAGCCAAAACAGCACCGACGAGGGAAACAAAAAAUCAGGUCUGUUUGGGGAGGAAAACAGCGUUACGGGCCGCAAUAGUAUAAUAAUAUAAAUAUUUUAAAUUAAA